Harmonia axyridis is the source of this 971-nucleotide messenger RNA. Its product is annotated as transmembrane protein 14C. Gene Ontology annotation, biological process: regulation of heme biosynthetic process. Bases 220 to 639 code for a protein of 139 amino acids. NCBI's taxonomy places the organism in Eukaryota, Metazoa, Arthropoda, Insecta, Coleoptera, Coccinellidae. The transcript is spliced from 3 exons. Gene Ontology annotation, cellular component: mitochondrial membrane. The record is from RefSeq and is a predicted model, not a curated record.
UUCAUAUCGCCAUUCCAAAUAAAUUACCAAUCACUGUUUUCCAUUUGAAAUUUGAGCAAGCAUUAGCAAGAUGAGAGAAGUAGGUACUUUCAAUAGUUCUAGCGGAUGGUAGUUCAAAUUAAACCAAUUUUUCAAGAACAACUGUGCAGCUGAUGAGUUUCAUAUAUUCUAAUUAGAAAAGGUGAUUUGACUCGAGUUUGAGCCGCUAAUAUUGCAAAAAUGACUGUAGAUAUUGUUGGUUUCGUUUAUGCUGGGGUAGUUGCAGCUGGUGGUAUUAUGGGUUAUGUUAAAGCAGGAUCCGUUCCAUCUUUAGCUGCUGGUUUGGUUUUUGGUAGUGCUUUGUCUUAUGGUGCAUACCAAAUGAGUGUACAUCCUCCCAAUUAUGUGCCACAAUUGGUAACAUCGUCAAUAUUAGCAGGAGUGAUGGGUUAUAGAUUCUAUAACUCUGGUAAAAUCAUGCCUGCUGGAAUUGUGUGUAUUUUAUCUGUUGCUGUAAUAGCUAAGAUAGCCCUUGGUGCGGCUGGAGUUUUACCGGAUUGGUUGGGUGGAAGAGUUGAAACAACAAAAAAUAUAACUGGAACUACCAAUUCUGAUCCAAUCCCUUCCACAACCCCAUAUUUGUUGUCAACAGAAAAGUGAGGUUUUGAAAAUGGAAUUCCUUUCAUAAAGGAAGAAGUUUGCAAGUUAUUGUUUCAAAUGAUUAUCUUUUUGUUAUUAUGGGCAUUUUAAAGAAAUAAUGUCAUAUAUGCAUAUAGAAGUAUGCUGAUGUGAACAUAAAAAUAAAACAUUCCAUAUUUGAAAUUCUAUUUACAAUAAAUUUAUUAUAAGAUCAUAACACUACUUAUAAAGUUACAACUAUUUUAUUGCGCUUCUGGCAGUAUAUUUCCAUUAUUCUGAAUGAAUGCAAUAGACGGCAAUUAAUUUUAAUCGCUUCGUUCUGUCCAAUUUCCAAUAAAUACAUUCUCUAUUAA